Molecule: messenger RNA, 1545 nt
Organism: Torulaspora globosa
Lineage: Eukaryota; Fungi; Ascomycota; Saccharomycetes; Saccharomycetales; Saccharomycetaceae
Gene: MRX12
Product: Mrx12p
Exons: 1
Coding region: 1-1545 (514 amino acids)
Source: RefSeq, a predicted model, not a curated record
AUGCUCUCGCUGAUAAGGUUCUUGGGAACUCGCAAAAGACUUGUGCAUACGGGCUCAAUUAGCUCUACUAGAGCGGUCGCCAACUUUUUGCAGCAUGAGUGUCUCAAUCCAAUACGUAAUGAGCUACCGUCUCACAGCAAAAUAGAAAGCCCUUAUGAGCUUUCUAAGUGGCUAAACGAGAUAAUGGCUAGGUCUUACCUGUCAGACGAAGAGGCUUCAGCGAUUCAUAAUCGUCUGAUUGAAGAAUUAUGUCAGCAUGAGUACGGAAUCAGUCAAAUUCAUGCAAAGAAGCUACGAGAGCUGAGACAACCUCUCAGUGGCAAAUCAAUUCUUGAAAUUGUCAAGAACAAUCCUGGGCGAGUCUCUACUUCAUGGGAACUUCUGUUGAAACAUUAUGAAUCUUUGGCACUGCUUCCAGAUGAAUUGCUGAAUUCUGCUCUCGAAAACACUGUCCUCUCCAUCGAGACAAAAGAUACAGAAAAUCAGGACCUCCCAAGUAUGGUUCAAAGUAUCAUACUAUUGAAUAAUAUACGGGACAAGAAACUGGUCGGUCCUAGCAUCGUCGAAAAGUUGGUAGCUGAUAUCCUCGAAACAGAUGCUACAUGCCUUCUUUCUACAUUGUUAGCUGAGCAUGACUUUCCAAUAACGGUCUUUGAGCAGCGUAUGGAUGUCUUGUCUGAUUAUCAAAUCUACCUGUUGGCAAAGAAUUGUCCCUUUGACCUGCUGAGUAAGAACGAAGAGCUGUUACUUCUUGCUGUUAAUGUCAUGGGUAAGAAGACCAAGGUUCACCUGAAUGAGAGAGAAACCCAGAAGGCAAAGGAAGUACAAGAAUGUUUUUCUAGAGUCAAAGACGAUAUACCUGAGAACUGGAAAGUUGAGAAGAUCGCAACGAGGCCCAUUGAAAGUGCUGCAGAGUUUAUUAGACUUUUUGAGCAAAUCAAAGCCGAGAGACUUGAUGAAAGAAACUUGAAACUUGCCAAAAAGCUCUUAAGAAUCUUUGGUGUGUUUAGGGGAAAUACCAAAAUCUCUUUGGAGCUCUAUCACUCGUAUCUCAUAAGAUAUCCGGACGAUUCAAGAGAGCUUAUGUUUGAGACGUUUCUAGCGCUCGCAUAUCAAAGUUAUGAAACUGGAAACAAAGAAUUGCUUGGAUACGCGGAGGCUUUUAUCCCAGACAAUGCAGGCCAGAGCAUGCUGGCCAACAUCUACAGGGUUUUAAUUUUAGUGAAAAGCAGAUUUGACAUUGAGCACAGUUUACAGCUUUACAAUGAAAACAUAGAAUCAUUAAGCAAAGAAAAUGACAGCAACACAAAUAUCGCCCCCGCUGGAUUAGUAGCUGAAGCGCUCAUUCUUUCAUAUUUGUCACAAAAUGACCUUGAUUUCGCUCGUGUAAUUUUUGAUGGAUCUGUAAGAGAGAAGUUGGUGUCAGGCCCCACAGCUAUCAAGAGGAUCAAAAGAUAUAUGGCUCUGUACGGUGAGACAGUUGAAGAAGGCAAGACACAAGAAACAAUGAAACGCGAAGUACAGGAAAUGCUCAGGAAUAUAUGA